UUGCACAACACUACUCAUCCGCUGGUUUGUGAACAUGCCACACUAUCCCCGUGUCUCAUCGUCAUCGCUCAAUAUGCUGACGAGAGUUCCUUGUUCGAUCCCUCCCAUCGGCUGUGUCACCGUCUACUGGAUCUCCGCGUCGAUCCCGGAUUUACAGCCUGAAGUAGUCGGCGAUGUGGGUCUGUGAUAUGCCUCCGGUCUCUUCUGAGGUCAUGUCUUAAACCAUCAGGCUCAAGCUCGAGAUAAAAGCAUCCCUUUAUGAUGGUUAUUCAUCGCAGUCCCAGUGCGACCGACCCGUCCCAUCACAGCCCCGCCUUUCUCACUUCAUCCGAUGCCACUUUCCCACCAGAGUCUUCGCCUAACACGCUUCAAACGACCUCCACUCCGGAGCCGAGACCAUCCUCGUCUUCAUCGCGCACGCGUUUCCACAGAGACAACGACAACGAUCGGGAUUCAGCAACCCUAAUCGAAGAGACUGCUCGUCGAUCUGGAGAAGUUGAAGAAGCUCCGGAGAGGGAGAUGGAACGAUAUGGAGGGGACGAUCCAAGGGACCCUGAAGAGGAGGAAUGGAACGUGUCUAAAAACCGGAAGGGUAGUGAUCGCGCGACGGAAGAGAGAGUUUGUGUCGAGGAGGAGCAGACCGAAUGUGGAGCCGGGUGGGAGGAGGAGAAGGAAAAGGAUCCGAAUCUGGUGGGAUGGGAUGGUCCAGACGAUCCUGAGAAUCCGCAGAACUGGAGUAAGACGUAUAAGUGCUUCGUCACGGGUAUAUGCGCGAUUAUCACCUUCAACGUUACAUUUGCAUCGUCUGCACCGUCCACGGCUGCGAGUUUUAUCGCGGAAGAGUUCAAUUCCUCCGCCGAAGUCUCGUAUCUCGUCACAUCUGUUUUCCUACUUGGCUACUGCUUCGGUCCCAUCUUCUGGGGCCCAGGCUCCGAACUCUUCGGUCGCAAACCCAUCUACAUCGUCCCUCUCACCUGUUACACCCUCCUCUUCCUCGGGCAGGCUCUGGCUCACAACAUGGCCACACUCCUCGUCACCCGCUUUCUCGGGGGGUUCUUUGCCUGCAGUCCGUUAACGAACGGUGGAGGAUUACUGGCCGAUAUGUGGGAUCCGGUGGGGAGAGGACCUGCGACAGGGGCGUUUACGGCGGUUUUAUUCCUAGGUCCGAGUUUGGGGCCUCUAGUGGCGGGAUUUAUCGUGGAGAGCUCUCUAGGUUGGCGGUGGGUCUUUUGGGUGAUGAUGAUUUUCGCGGGAGCCGUCACCAUACUCGCGGCGUUGUGCAUGCCCGAAACGUACGCGCCAGCAAUCCUCCAUGCCAAGGCCAAACGUCUUCGUAAAGCAUCACCCUCCAACAAGUCCCUCUACGCUGAAUCCGAAAGGCAAGAUUGGACUCUCAAGCCACUGCUACACAGGACGCUCUACAGGCCAUUCGUCAUGCUCGCCAGCGAACCUAUUCUGCUAUUGGUGACGAUCUAUUUGAGUGCAAUCUACGGCGUGCUUUACGGACUCUUCGAAGCCUUCCCCAUCAUCUUCAUCGAACGCCACAACCUCUCCAUCUCCCAAAACGGCCUCAUUUUCCUCAGCCUCGCAAUCGGCGCCACCCUCGGCGCCCUCACCAACCAACUUCUCCUCAACCACUACCCCUACUACAUGACGCACUACCGCGGUUACCCGCCGCCCGAGAAACGCCUCUAUGGAGCGAUGAUUGCGGGUCCGAGUUUGGUUGUGGGCAGUUUGUGGCUGGGGUGGUCGGGGCAGUAUGAGAGUGUACCGUGGUAUGUGCCGGCGUUGAGUGGGGUGUUGAUCGGGGCGGGGAUUAUUUUGAUUUUCAUUUCGUUUUUGAGCUACCUCAUCGACACGUAUAUGAUGUAUGCCGCCUCCGCAUUCGCUGCAAAUACCAUCAUUCGUUCCGCUGUCGGCGCCGCAUUCCCGCUCUUCACUGUCCAAAUGUAUCACAAACUCGGCAUCAACUGGUCAUCCACCCUCAUCGCCGGUAUCGCCCUCCUACUCGCCCCCAUUCCGUUUCUGUUCUUCAAGUACGGAGCGAGGAUCAGGCAGGGGAGUCGAUUUGCGCCUUGUACGGACCUUCAAAUCAAGAAAGAGAUCGAGGAGGAAGAAGCUGUGGCGAGGGAGAAGGAGCAGGGCGUUAAGGUGAAGGGUGGUGCGGACGUCGUUGAACGAGGUGUGGAAGUUUGA
Molecule: messenger RNA, 2196 nt
Organism: Stereum hirsutum FP-91666 SS1
Lineage: Eukaryota; Fungi; Basidiomycota; Agaricomycetes; Russulales; Stereaceae
Product: MFS general substrate transporter
Exons: 11
Coding region: 259-2196 (645 amino acids)
Biological process (GO): transmembrane transport
Molecular function (GO): transmembrane transporter activity
Source: RefSeq, a predicted model, not a curated record